AUGAUUUUGUACUACUGCUGUGCUUUUGUCACCGGAGGCAUCCUUGUGUCAGUGCUUUAUCAACUCAAUGAUCCCCAACCGACACGAGUUGACUGGGUUGUUUGGUUGACGCGUGUAGGUGUCGUUUGUUGGUUGUUGCUCCUAAUGCGUUGCAUGCGUCACAGAAACCUUUCGGAUGCCGUGCUGGCUAUUCUGUUGUUUGCUAUUUCGGUAACGGAGUGGACGGUUUUUGCAAUGCAGCUGAUCUCUACAGAUUUUCGACUUCAAGAUAUUGUCGUGGAUACGUUUAUUGCGGUGUCUCACACGCUUGUCUUUCCUACUCUUGUUGGGUGGGAUUGGCUAAUGGUGAAUGACAUUGCCCCUGUUUUGUAUGCGAAUACCCCAAAGAAAGGAAGUAGCAUCGGAAUUGAUGCUGCUGCUGCCGGUGAUGAUGAUAGUAAUAGUCGUGGUGUUGGCCACGAGGAUGAGCAGAAACAGAUUGGGUUGCCUCUGCGGCCUCUUAGUGAUGACAUACGCAUAGAUUCCUCUGUCACGUCUGCUUGGUUUUGUAUGGGCGUGCGCCUUGGUGGAGACAUCUCCCUUAUUCGCGCCAUCGUGCACCACUGGGGAGCCACAUACGUCUUGCUCGCAGUUGUGCGUUUCGUAUAUGAGGUUGGGGUUUUUUUCCGGUCUAUCUUCUUCGUGAACUAG
Trypanosoma rangeli is the source of this 690-nucleotide messenger RNA. Its product is annotated as multidrug resistance-associated protein. NCBI's taxonomy places the organism in Eukaryota, Euglenozoa, Kinetoplastea, Trypanosomatida, Trypanosomatidae. Bases 1 to 690 code for a protein of 229 amino acids. The transcript has a single exon. The record is from RefSeq and is a predicted model, not a curated record.